This is a messenger RNA of Dendrobium catenatum, 4246 nucleotides long. RefSeq lists its product as uncharacterized. The record is from RefSeq and is a predicted model, not a curated record. Lineage: Eukaryota; Viridiplantae; Streptophyta; Magnoliopsida; Asparagales; Orchidaceae. The transcript has a single exon. The coding region runs from base 1684 to 2418 and encodes 244 amino acids.
UCCAAACGAAUAUAUAAGAUCUGGUUAUUUUGUAGAAAUGAAUAUGUAGGAAAUAAUGUGAUUUGCUGAGCGACAGAUGAAUUUUCAUAAAUUGAGAGUUAGAAAAUUAUGCACUUGUAUGAACCGCAGAAUUUUGGGCUGUCACACAUAAUUGAAGAAACAAUAAUUUUUAUGUAAAAAACUCCAAAAGGGAAACAAAAAGGAUCUAAAUCAUCUAAUCCUCUUGUAAAAAUCCAAUAGUUGUGAGAACAAAUAGAGUUGGUCCAACUGCAAGCAAUUGAAGAGUAGUUUAUAUUAAGUUACCAUCGCAGCCAUCAAAAUAGAGAUGCUGGUGGCACUGAUAAUCCUGGCAAUGAACGUCAACAACAGGUGUCGUACAGGUAGGUCAUGACAUCGUUGCUAACUUCUAUAGGCAACAUUAGUAUGAAUGGCGAUGUCUCAAGGUGGUAUCAACCCGAGUAGGAAUGUCCCUAAAGACAACAAUGAAUUUGGGUGGUGAUUUCAGACGAACCAACAACAGACAUGGGCAUGGGAUUUGGAUGUUACAUAAGAACAAUAGCUCCUUUGAAUUUUGUAGGCCAAAUAACAAUGUCUUGCAAUUUGCGGCUAUUGGCAGUAGACUUGGGGCAUACAUUACCAUAAGAUUUGGUGGAUGGUUUGGGAAAUGACUCUGUUAGGCCGGUUAAUCAUGAACCGGCACAGCCGGCUGACUCAGCUUGUCUACAGGAGGCGCAAACAGUCUGCCUCCCUUGAUGUUUUCCACCCAAAGGAUGGGCCCCACUUGCCCAAUUGAUUUCAAUUUGAAAAGGAGGGGAGGGCUAGGGCCCGGGAGGGAAAUUAGAUUAUAAAAGCUUUUGUAUUAAAGAGGAUGAGAGGAUUAGGGAAGAUUAUAUUUUAAUUGAUUGGAAUUAGGGUUUCUUAGCGACAUGGGCUCUAGACUCUCUUGUCUAGAGAUUGGGAGAGACGACCUCUUUCUUCCCUCUGAACAGGAUCCAUAUAGGGUCUUCUUUUUUCUCCUUCCAUGAUUUCCACCUUAUCUUCCACCCUACGAAUGUAAGAAUUCGUCUUUGCCCUUCCACCCCCUUUGAUUUUCUUCAUCAUGUCCCAGAAAACAUCAAGGGAGGCAGACUGUUUCCGCCUCCUGUAGAUAAGCUGAGUUGGCCCUUGGGCCGGUUCAGGGUGAGCCGGCCUAACAAUACCGCCCUCCAAAAGAAUCACCUUGUCCUCAACGUGAAAACCAGGAAACUGAUGUUUCACCCUCUCGUAUGGCUCCCACGUGGCCUCGUAAUCAUGAAGGUUUUUCCACUUGAUCAAUACUUAGUUCCAUCUUCUUUAUGGCGAACCCCCAUUAGCUCUAAGGGCUUCAGAACCACCUCUAAAUCCUCAAUAAGUGUCGCCGGUAACUCGAGGUUGGAAAUAUAGUCACCAAUGGCCUUUCUCAACUGCGAUACAUGAAAAAUCGGAUGUAUAGUCGCCGUUGGUGGGUAUGGGGAACGCCAAGAGGGAUAUUAUAGUCGCCGAGGUGCUGAUUUUGAUGAAAGAAUGGGGGAAUUCGAAUGGGGUUUGGACUAUGACAGGGUAAGGGAAAACCAUGAGACAUUGGGAGGGCCUAGCGCUUAGGAGAGAGGAAGCUAUGAAAGAAUAAGGGGGAAUGAUGGCGAUCAUAAGGUUAGGAAGUUGAAGAUGCCCAUAUUUGAAGGAGAAUAUAUGUAUGAGUGGAUUUUUAAGGUGGAGCGAUACUUCGCCGUCAAUGGACUGACGAGGGAGGAGAAGCUAACAGCGGCAUACUUGUGCUUGGAAGGAAAAGCUCUAUCUUGGUAUCAUUGGAGAGAUCAGAGGAGACCUAUUAGAAACUGGAGGGAAUUCAAUGACUGCAUAAUAGAACGUUUCCAAACCGACCAGGUAGGAGAUUUCUAUGAGCAGUUAUUUGCUUUGACGCAUGAGGGAUCAGUAGUAGAUUAUCAAGAGCGAUUUGAGCACCUAGCCAGUAGGCUGGAGCAAUUAUCAGAUACAAUAUUGGAGAUGAAUUUCAUGAAAGGGUUGAAGGCAGAGGUCCGAGCAUCAGUGAAUGUUCUAAUGCCCCGUGACUUGGGGGAGGCCAUGAAGUUGACCCAGCUGGUUGAAAAUCAGAGAAAUCUGGAGAAGGGAGCCAGGAGUAGCAGCACAGGUGGCACUUACAGGAUGAAGACUACUCAUCUAGCACCUAAAGGUCCUGCAAUAGGAGGUACUCGGGAGGCCACCAAGGAGAAGACAGUAGGAGGAGGGAGUGGGGGAAAUUUCAAGCAGCUGAUAGAAAAAGAGAUGAAGAGAAGAGGGCUAAGGGGUUGUGCUCCAUGUGCGAUGAAAAGUAUUCGCCUGGGUAUCGGUGCAAGGACCGAACUCUUCGGGUUCUCACCAUCUGUGAUGACGAGGAACUGAUGAGAGAGGUAAGGAGGAGACAAAGGAGGAGAUGGAGGAUAAGCUGCAUUUGGAUCUAGAUGAGGUUUCCCUGAACUCAGUGGUAGGAUUCAUUACGAAUCAUACCAUGAAAGUGAAGGGGGAGAUAGAGAACAAGGAGGUGGAGGUGUUGAUUGAUAGUGGGGUUACUCAUAAUUUCAUUUCUACUCAGGUCGUUGACCAAAUGGGAGUGAGAUUGGUGGAUACAUGUUGUUACGGGGUGAUGAUGGGUACGGGGAAGAUGGAGAAAGGCCAAGGGAUUUGUAGAUGAGUGCUAUUGACUAUCCAUGGGAUUCAGGUGGGGGGAGAUUUUCUUCCACUAGAGCUUGGGAGUACAGAUGUUAUCCUGGGAAUGAAAUGGCUACAGACUUUGGGAGACACCAAAGUGAAUUGGGGAGCACUCACGAUAGAGUUGAUGGUAGAUGAAAGGAAUGUGGUAAUUAAGGGAGAUGCAGGGUUAUGCAAAUUUAUUGUUUCUCUUAAAACUAUGGUGAGGGAUAUACAGUUGGCAGGCGGAGGAUAUUUGAUGGAGCUGCACAGUUUGGAGGGGGUUAGAUUGGAAGAGGGAUGGGACAUACCCCUCUCUAUACAGUCGUUGAUUCAGCAGUUCCAAGAGGUGUUUCAACCACCUCAGGGAUUGCCACUGCAGAGGGAGCAGGAGCACGCCAUCAUUUUGAGGGAAGGUGUGUCACCCAUCAGCGAAUGGCCUUAUCGCUACUCCCAAUUUCAGAAAGAUAAAAUUAAAAAGUUGAUUAGAGAGAUGCUAGAGGCAAGAAUCAUCAGACCAAGCCUUAGUCCUUUCUCUAGUCCAGUUCUAUUGGUGAAGAAAAAAGACGACAGCUGACGAUUUUGUGUGGACUACAGGGCGCUAGUGACUAGUAAUAUUGUUAUGCUAAAAUGAGUAUAAUGUAUAAGAGCAUGUAAACGACAAAUUAGCAUAAGGCGUCAUGAUUCUUGUUACAGAUUGGAACGAAGUGACUAGUAAUAUUGUUAUGCUAAAAUGAGUUGAUCAUAUAAAGGGUCUUUGAUUUCAUUAUUAUAAUGCAUAAGAGCAUGAUCCAAUCUAGAGAAAUGAGCAAAUCAAUGACCUACAUGUAUCAUUGAAGCAAUUCAAAGACAUGCAUUAUUACUUACAAAAAAAAAAAAACUUUUUAUCCUAAUGAGGUAGAUGUUAAAACCGUUAUUAUUGGUCCUUAGACUAGAUGAGAAAAGUUGAGUUUAUUUCAGAUCGACAAUCAAUCAUUUAUGUUCAAACUAAGAAUGUAGACCCCAAAUAGUUGGGAUAAAGCUAAUAAUCAAGACGAACGUAAAGAGCUCUCUUAAUUUAUUUAAAAUUUUUAUUUGUUGGUGGAUAACAUUUUGCAACACCAAACUUGCCCUUUCUCUCACACUAUGUGCUAAAAAAAAUUAAAAAUAUUGAGAGAGAGCGGGAGGGGGGAAGAAUGAGAUAGUGGGGGAGGGGGAUGAGAUAGAAAUAACCUAGCAUGCCAUUAUGAAAUUUCACAAUAGACCCUUCUAUUGAAACAAUCUUGUGACAAAGGAUGGUCAAAACAAGGUAGAAGAUUAAACCAAAUUUUCUACCUUAAAGAAGAAAAUGUCAAAGUCUCCCAUAAAGUUUCCAUGAUGGGAAGAAGCCUAGUUUUGUUUGAGAUAAUUAGCAGUAGAAGAAAACCGGCAAGGGCUGAUGAAAUGCAUAAAUUAUCUCCAUAUAUGAGAACUAGCUUGAGUGCUCAAUGAUAACAUGUCCAUGGGAUAACUACAUGCUGAACAAGGCUAAAAAAUCACUUAUGAGGAAAUAAAUGUCGAAGUU